Messenger RNA from Ectocarpus siliculosus, 1092 nucleotides. The record is from the annotation of a GenBank genome assembly. Lineage: Eukaryota; Phaeophyceae; Ectocarpales; Ectocarpaceae.
AUGGCUUCGCCUCUAACCGGUACCGUACUGAAUAAGAAAUGGAAGCUGGGGGCUCUAGUGGGAUCCGGAGGGUGUGCGGAGGUGUACGAAGCAGAAGCCACAGGCUCUCGGGGACAAAGCGCAGAUGGGCCAUUUGUUGCCAAGAUCGCGCCUGUUCCUGUGGCCCUCCCUCUCGCCGCGAAGAAGGGGAGGUAUGCGUACAAGAGAAAGACGGAAGAGGAGAAGCAUGCGGAUAUGAUCCACUACGAGCACGUGCUGUACACGGCCUCUCUAGCCAAACAUGUUGGGGUCGUUGAGAUCCCACGCAACGGCUAUGGCGAAGACCAGAACCUGCGUUACCUGGUGAUGACCAGGCUUGGUCUGGACGUGGAAGCGGCGCUAAAAACAAGCAAAGGCUGGUCGGUGGCUCGCAAGACUGGCUACGCCAGACAGAUGCUGGCCCUCCUGCGCGCCCUUCACGAGAAAUGCCAGAUGGUGUUCAUCGACGUCAAGCCAGAAAAUUUCAUGUUCGGGGUGCCGGGCUCUGCCGAUGAGGAUAAGAUCUUCCUGAUCGACUUCGGGCUCAGCACCAGGUAUGUCGCACCGAGGGGCGGAAUCAAACCCCAAGGCCAAAGCGCACAGAUCCAGGGCACCGCGGAGUUCCUGUCUCUCAAAUGUCAUGGCGGUGCCAGCGCUGGAAGGUGCGACGACCUCGAGUCUCUCGGCUACGUGAUCGUGUCCAUGCUCAAGGAGGGUGACAGAGCCCUGCCCUGGAGCGGGUCUUCGAGCGUCAAGGACGGCCUCGCAGCUAAGAAGUCCGCGACGCUCGAAGCGCUAUGCCGAGGAUGCCCGGCGGGCAUGCUUGAAUACAUGAAGGCCGUGCGCGGCAUGGAGUUCGAGGAGGCUCCCGACUACGACAAGCUCGACGCUGUGCUCAAGUCCAUGGAGAGCGCCGGGGCAGCAGCAGGCAGGGAGGGCGAGAGGCGGACGCGCCGCGGUUACACCCAAGGCUCAGGCCACCGCCGCCGCCGGUGGCGCUUUGACCCGCGGAACAUUCACUACCGCCGCCGCGUCACGGCAGGAGGAGCGGGACGUGGAGGUGCGUGUCGCUGA